Messenger RNA from Electrophorus electricus (electric eel), 1341 nucleotides. The record is from RefSeq and is a predicted model, not a curated record. NCBI's taxonomy places the organism in Eukaryota, Metazoa, Chordata, Actinopteri, Gymnotiformes, Gymnotidae.
CGGGAGGUGUACGUGUCUGAUAAACAUGGCAGUGAUGAGAGCGGAGAUGGGACGGAACACAAGCCGUUCAAAACUCCCUUAAAGGCUCUGCUGUUUGCUGGUAAAGAACCAUGGCCAACUAUCUACGUGGAUGCCCAGAAAGAUGGAGAGCGGUGGGCUGUGAUCUCCAAAACCCAGAUGAAGAAUACGAAAAAGCUCUUCCACAGGGAGCAGCAGAAGACUGAUGCUAAAGACAUGAAGGAGGUGUCUGCCAAGGAGAACCCGUGCAGAGAGGAGAAGAAUCUGGAGGAUGCCAAGAAGAUUGUUAUUGAGAACAACCCCAGCCUACCAGAUCCCCAGACUGUAAGCCAGAGCUCUCCUCUGCUUCUCACAGCUAGCUGUGCCCCUGGAGGGCAUGAGCUGCACUGUGAUUUCUGGGAGCUGAUCGGCCUGGCUCCAGCAGGGGGCGCUGACAACCUGGUGAACGAGGAGUCUGACGUGGACGUGCAGCUGAACAACAGGCACAUGAUGAUCCAUGGCGAGAACGUCUCCAAGAUCCUGCGUGUGCGCUCCACCCUGACGCAGUGCUUCAGGGAUCGCUUCUUCAGCCGUGGCUACUAUGAGAUCACCCCGCCCACGCUGGUGCAGACACAGGUGGAGGGCGGCUCCACCCUCUUCAGCCUGAACUACUUUGGUGAGCAGGCGUACCUGACCCAGUCGUCCCAGCUCUACCUGGAGACCUGCAUCCCCGCGCAUGGUUUGUGCUCAUUUUCGUUCGAGGACCUGGUUUGUGCAGUGGUGGACCGCGUUCUCAAAUCCCCCAUAACCCCCCUGCUCUACGACCUCAACCCCAACUUCAAGCCCCCGACGAGGCCGUUUAAGAGAAUGAACUACACGGAGGCCAUCGACUGGCUGAAGGGGCACGACAUCCAGGAGGACGAUGGGACCCACUACGAGUUUGGGGAGGAUAUCCCAGAAGCCCCUGAGAGGCUCAUGAUGGACACCAUUAACGAGACCAUCCUGUUGUGCCGUUUCGCCGCUGAGAUCAAGUCCUUCUACAUGCAGCGUUGCCCUGAUGACCACCGCCUCACCGAGUCGGUUGAUGUGCUGAUGCCCAAUGUUGGUGAGAUCGUGGGGGGCUCCAUGCAUAUCUGGGACGCUGAGGAGCUCCUGGAGGGUUACAAGAGAGAAGGCAUUGACCCCACCCCCUACUACUGGUACACUGACCAGAGGAAGUACGGGACGUGUCCACAUGGAGGUUAUGGUCUAGGUCUGGAGCGCUUCCUCACCUGGCUACUCAACUGUAACCACAUCCGCGACAUGUGCCUCUACCCACGCUUUAUCCAGCGCUGCAGACCCUGA